Messenger RNA from Polistes canadensis, 1385 nucleotides. Its product is annotated as ribonuclease P protein subunit p14-like. Gene Ontology annotation, cellular component: ribonuclease P complex. Lineage: Eukaryota; Metazoa; Arthropoda; Insecta; Hymenoptera; Vespidae. Gene Ontology annotation, biological process: tRNA 5'-leader removal. The record is from RefSeq and is a predicted model, not a curated record. The coding region runs from base 161 to 481 and encodes 106 amino acids. The transcript is spliced from 2 exons.
AGCACGUGAGUAAGGUUGGUAGUAUUGAAAUGUAUCGCGAGUUCAUGUGUUACAUUGUAUUUUGUUGUGAUUUUAAGUAAAGGGUAUUGUGAUAGUUUUUUAAAUUGUGUUACAGAGAUAAUACAAAUAAUUCUGCUUGUUUUUUAAAUUUCCAAGUAACAUGUAUUACUUGGACGUUUGUUUAGAACUUCAAGAUUCUUCUGAUAUAGAAUUAAGUCAUGUAAACUUAAAGAAAAACAUAUUAGAAGCAGUGAAGCAAUUUUUUGGAGAAGAAGGAGCCAAAUCUAAGAUUGACAUAUUAAAAUACAAUAUCCCAGAACGUAGGUUCAUUUUACGUUGUGAAAAUGGUUUUUACGUUAAAUUACGAGCAUCAUUAACAGUAGCAGGACACUUCGAAGGCAAGCCAUGUGUAUAUAACGUACACAGAGCAUCACCGAAUUUACUAUCAUUUGUUGGUGAUAGUAGAAAUUAUGAACAUUAAUGAGUAACAUUUGAACGAUCGUUUUAUACCUUUUACACCUUCAUCGAUAAAUCGUCAUAUCAGUGUUCGAAGGAAAACUUUAAACAAUAACUUUUUGUAUAAUAUCUAUAUACAAAAUCGAAUUAACGAUUAAUUGAAUAAUAUUUUGUUGCCAUUAAGAUAUUCAAAUUUAGCGCGUAGUCGAAAGUAGUUACAAUUUUCAUCAACAGAGGGCACACCUGGUGAGAGGAACGAGCAUCCUACGUUACAUAGGCUAUCCAGUGACGUCAUCUGCUGUCUCUUCUCCCCUCUCAGGAGUCGGCUCACCCUAUUAGUCGUCCAUACGUACAAAUUCCGUGGACAACAGCAGCACCACACUACCACCACCACAUAACGGUAGACUUUACUCGAUUGGAUAGAUAAAGACAGAAGGAAAGAGAGAGAAAGAUAUAGUAAAUGAUUGUAUAUGUGUGAGAGAGAGAGAGAGUGAGUGAGCAGUGAAGGCUCGGCACACCACCACUAUUUCCUCUGAUCGACGUCACCGUAGUCGCCAUCGCUAUCGUCCGUGCAUAGUGCCCAUGAGUUUGGCGUUUGCCCUGUGUGUCGUGUUAAUAGUAGGAUGUUGUUUAUGUUAACGACCUUUAACGCGCCCAAAGUAACGAAUAGGACAUUGAAUAAGUGUUCAGUGUAGAGUGACACUUGUUUAUCGAGAAAAACAGAAAUAGUUUAUUUCUUUUUUUUCUAAUUUCUUUAUAUAUAUAUCAAUUUUGAUAACGGUCGUGUGUGUAUACAUAUAUAUAUACAGAGAGAUAUACAAAGAGAAGUGAAAAAUAUAAAGAAGAAAAAGGGGGUCGCGUGCGCGCGUGCAAAGUGCAAAGAGACAAAUAUACAUUUAUAUAAAAUAAAUAAAAGAAAAAGAGAGAAA